AUGAAAAGAGCCGAACGAAGGCGGUUUAUUGGUGAAAACGACAAACCAAGUUACAGACAGGGUUCGAACGAGACGAAAUGUACAAGCCAGACCCGAUGCUUUCCUGCCUCCGGUCUGCCGGCUCGAGGUGCCAUUCGAGAGCAGACGAGCUGCCCACUUUCCAAUGCCCGAGGGGCAGGAUGUCAGAAUUUUGCCACACUUUGUGCGGAAAACUAUGGCCGCCCCUCAAAAGCCGCAAGCUAUGCCGAUUGUGGGCAUGAAAACUGUCGGAAAAGGGCUCGAAGUCGCCGGCACAACGACGAGGAGAAUAGUCUCUGCCUCUGA
This is a messenger RNA of Protopolystoma xenopodis, 324 nucleotides long. NCBI's taxonomy places the organism in Eukaryota, Metazoa, Platyhelminthes, Monogenea, Polystomatidea, Polystomatidae. The record is from the annotation of a GenBank genome assembly.